AUGGCCGUCGCCGCCGUCACCACGCGAGCGGCGCUCAAACUCGUCUUCUCGCCGAAUAGAGGCGGCAUUGAGGGCCCCUGUUCGUGCCUUUCCAAUAGGCACCUUUCGAUCUGCCGCGCUCCCCACGGCCGGAUCUCAAGGCAGAGAGGCGACUUCUCGGUGGCCGUCUCCUUCAAUCCUUCGGGCAAUUUCGACCUCUCUUUCACCGACGCGGAGGACGGUAGAUAGUUAUCGCUUUUUCCGUCCCUCAUCCCCCCGCUCAUCUUUCAUCCCCUCCCAAUAGAAGGAAGGAACCCUAGAACUCAUCUACUUGGAACUAUCGCCUGUUCAUCAAUUGCGUAUCCCGUCGGGAUCAGGAUGAAAUGGAAUUCAUAAUGUCUGGUAAUGAUUUACUAAUGUUCGGCAGGAUGUCAUCAUCUGCCGAUGGAACUGAAGCGAGUGGAUCAGUCGGAAAUAGCUCGAAUUAUCCGUCUCCAUCAUCAUGUAUUUUGCGUCUUUCCUGAAACAUGAUACACGCAACAGAUUUACUUCAAUAGAUGUUGGAAAAUUGGCACGGUGAUCCAGUUCUUAUGAAAUUAGCCCUAGAACACUGUCAGGCUGAAUGAAUUUUGCGUGAUCAAAAUAAUCCAGCAUUUGUUUCCCAAUAUGCAACUAAUCCAUGAUUUUUUUUCAUUCAUUAUGCGCUCUAAUCAUCCUUGAAACGCCCGAUAAUCGCUGAGAUGGUGAAAUUCUCAGAGGGCGCCGAUUUCUUAAUCUAUCAGUGUUGAUUUCUCAUCCAGUAUGAAAUGCAUAGAUCGCAUUUUUUGAUGUGGCCUCUUUUUUUGUAAGAUCGCAGGAUCGACGGCAUGCGGACUGAUUCAUCUUAGAUUUGAUUCAAUGCUUUGAAUGAUAGAUACUCCGAAGGUCGCUCCUCCCCCUCCUCCGACUGAAGGGCGCCUCGAGAUCGUGAUCGACAAGGCCGCGAUUCAGAAUCUCGACCUGUCUCCAGUCCAUUCCAUCAUCCAACAAGGUAGAACCGAUCUCCACUGUGCGCGCAGAUUCCUUACGCCGAUGGUGAUUAAUCCUGAAAUGAUCUCUGGCCAUCUUCGUGGUCUCAUCGCAGAUGGCUCCUCGUUUGAUCCCAAGAGACUUCUCGAGAGGACCGUGGGCUUCACCAUCAGCUACGAGAGAGAAGAUCCUGCCGAUGUGAGAGAGCUGUCAGAGUUUCCUGACGUGAGACUCUGGUUCGUCAGGCUCGAUGCCUCAUAUCCUUGGCUCCCCGUCGUUCUCGACUGGCGAUCUGGAGAGCUCGCUCGAUAUGCAGCAAUGCUGGUUCCUCACCAGGUGAGAAUCUCUACUCCCUUUCACAGAUCAUUCGUGGGCUGGUGACUACGCAUCUGAAGAUGAUCAACGCUGCAGAUGAGCAUGCGGCUGGGCAUCGUCUUCAACCCAGAAGCGCUGGAGCUAUUCGUCAUGAACAAGGUCUUCGUCGUGCAUUCUUGGCUGGCGCAGCAGAACAUUCCGAAGCCGAGGUUGAAGACGAGCGAUAUGGCGAGGAUGCUUGGUUUUGGCGUUGGAGACGAGCUGUUCAACCUGAUCGAGGAGCAGGACCUCCCUCCACCAUAG
Molecule: messenger RNA, 1605 nt
Organism: Spirodela intermedia
Lineage: Eukaryota; Viridiplantae; Streptophyta; Magnoliopsida; Alismatales; Araceae
Source: the annotation of a GenBank genome assembly